Molecule: messenger RNA, 1245 nt
Organism: Schizophyllum commune H4-8
Lineage: Eukaryota; Fungi; Basidiomycota; Agaricomycetes; Agaricales; Schizophyllaceae
Product: P60-like protein
Exons: 5
Coding region: 1-1245 (414 amino acids)
Biological process (GO): ribosomal large subunit assembly; rRNA processing
Cellular component (GO): nucleolus
Molecular function (GO): 5S rRNA binding
Source: RefSeq, a predicted model, not a curated record
AUGAAGACGACGACAGAAAAGACGCGCGCGGCGCGACUCGGCGUCCCCGCGCAGCGCUCGCAGGGUAGCCGCAAGGGCAAGCGUGCAUGGCGCAAGCACAUCGACAUCGACGACGUCGAGGAGCGUCUCGAGGAGCGCCGUGAGGAAGAGCGCGUGCUGGGUACCGCGGUGCACGAGCAACCAGAUGCGGGCCUGUUCACCAUCGAUACGACGGGGGACGAGAAUGUGCGGCGGGCCAUUCCAAAGGCGAAGCGCCAGCUGACGAGCUUGGCGAUCUUGAACGAGCGCUCGGCGGUGCCCGCUGUGGUGGGCAUGAAGCGCAAACCAGCAUCGGUCUCGAAGGCGGAGAAGGAGCGGUUACUACGCACGGCGGGACGGACGAAGCGUGGGCCGCUGGGCUCGCACGUUGAUGGGUCCGAGAUGGGAAAGGGAAGCGCGCUGAUGGAGCUCAGCGAGGCGGUGAAGGAGAGCGGGAAGUACGACGUGUGGGGGAACAGCUUGGUGGAUGCAGACAUGACGGAGGAGGAGGAGCUGCCCGAGACCAUCAAGCCGAAGCCGGUGAAGGCCCCCAAGCUCUCUACCCCUCGAGAGAUCAUUAAUGUCCCCGCCGUUGAAGCCCCCCACGCCGGCGCAUCUUACAAUCCCCCAUUAGAAGCCCAUCAAGACCUCCUGCUCGAAGCUUACAAGGUUGAACAGCAGCGGAUUGCAGAGGAAGAGAAAUUCACCGACAUCAAAGCCCGCCUGCAAGCCGCGCGCGAAAACGCGCCUGCAUAUGAUCCCACUGGCCGCCCCGGCAUGCUCGUCCCGCCCAUCGUCGACGACGAGGAAGAGGAGGCCGAGAACCAGGACAGCAUCCCUCGCCCUGCCCCGUCUAGGAAAACGAAGCAGCAGCGUGCAAGACAGGCGAAGGCGAAGGCAGAGGCGCAAGCCCUCGCAGAACGCGCACAUAGAAAACGGCUGCUGGCUUCAGUGACUGGUGCUCGUGCCCUCCGCCGAAGACAAGCAUGGGAGGCACGCCAGCGGAAGGAGAAGAUAGAGGAGCGCCGUCGUGCCCUCGCCGCCCGCCUUCGCCUACAAGGUCUGCGCGGCCAGAAGCUCGGAAAGCACAAGGUGCCGGUACCUGUACCCGAUGUGCAGCUGGGUGAGGACCUGAGUGGUAGUCUUCGGGCGAUGAAGGUGAGGUUUGGUCUGCCAUGCGACUUGUUCGAACUCGUUGGGCGUCAUGUCCUUGCGUUGGAGCGUUGA